GUGGAGGUCGGAGCAGGCUGUGCAUGAAUGAGGAUGGCGGUGGAUGUAGGGGACAACAAAACAACAAAAGUUAUUUUUGAUGCUACAAGUUUGACUUUAACGUCCUGUAAUCUAUUAUUCAGCUUCCUUUACUUAUUUCUGACUGCUUCAUCCAGCACAGAUUAUUAAUGUGGCUAUUUGUGGAUGUAAAACUAUUAUUCUGAAAGGAAAAGUAAGAAGUGUAGGCCUAAUGGGAGUGGACAUUUUUGUGGCUGCAGAUAAACUGAGGCUGCUGGUGGAGGAACAAGAAGAUCGAAACAUCAACAGGUGAGCUCACUGCAUGUCACGCACACAAUUUAACAGAGACAGCUUGUUAUGUGGGCUCUGAACUGGGUGUUAUUUGAUGGCUUUUUAAUGGUAAAGUUUGCCCAAAUGUAACAAAAUAAUUAUUUUUCUAUGUUCUGGAAGAGAGAGCGAGGUGGGUUUUUGGGUAAUUCGACAAAGUGGUAAGGAGGAAAAACACAAGAUUGCCCUUAAAACCAAACCAUAACUUACCUUGCAGUUAAAGAAUCGUAAUGUUUUUUGUACAUCUUUGUUGUAAGAGUCAGUAGAUUCAUUAAAAGGUUGUAAUGCAUGUAGCCUAAGUGUGCCUCAAAAACGUCUCAUGUCAGUUAUACCGGACAAACAAACAAUGAUUUCACAUUGUCAGUAAAAGCCUCUGCAGCAUAGUUUAAAGUUAAUCAGUAAAAACCUUUUAAGAAGAGGAACAAUAAGUGCACUCUUACUGCCUUAAAGCACUCACAUACUGUAAUACAUCUGCAUAUUUGGAUAUGAUAGGAUUGUUUAACGGAGCCAGAGACUUUCUGUUGACUUUACCAGGUGCUAAGAAGUGAACACAUUCAUACACUGAUCCACUCUAAAAAUACACCCUCCAUACACACACACCUGCACAACAAAAUAACUGACUUCUGAGCUUCAACCUCAAAUAAAAAGAACAAUUUUCCAAGUGGAUAGUCCUGGACAACGCUGAGCUCAUCACUAGAAUAACUUACUUUCAGGUGUGUGCGUGAUGGAUCUCAGUCAGAGCAUGUUAUCUCACCUUAAGGCUUCCUGUUCUGUGCGCCAGAGGUUAAUGCUGCAGUCUUGUUUGACCGCAGCUAUUGGGACUUUGCAGAUCAUGGUAGGCGUGUUCAACAUUGGACUCGGUCCGGGGCGAACGAGCACAGUUCCUGGAGAUUUGGCCAGUUUGGGAGCGGCUUACUGGCUGGGUGGUGUGUUUAUUGUAACUGGAAUCAUGUCCAUUUUGGCCGGACGUUUCCCUUCUCGUGUCUUGGUGGGCUUCACUGUGUUCAUGAACAUUGCUGCAGCCAUCUUUGCCAUCACCGGCAUCGUGCUGUACGCCAUAGACCUGAGGGGCGCCUCCUUCCUCUGGAUGUGUGAUCGCAGAAGAAUCGCUGCUCAUCAUUUUCAUGAAGACAACUGCAGGAAUGUGGCGCUCCGUGCUCAGACUGUGCUGACGUCCAUGGACACCACGAUGAUCGUCCUGGCUGUGCUGCAGCUCCUUGUCAGCGUCGGACUUGCUUUUCUGGGCAUCAAGGCUUUGAUCAGCGAGAUGAAAAAAGAAAAGGGGCGCACAGAUGCAGGAGAUCAGCUGCUGUUGAAAAAAGUCCUGCAGACCCUUCCUCGUGUUAAAAAUAAUUUCAUCUAAACAUGUCUGUGGAGCAGUUCAUUCUUUGUUAUACUUUUUCCUUAAAAAAAUAAAAUAAAGACUGCAAUGGACUUUAUUACCAAUAAAUGUAUUUUUUUGCAUGACACAGUAAGUUUGCAUGAAAGUUUCUCUACUUAAAUUUGUGAAUUUGCAUAAUUUGUCUUUGUUUUUGAGUCCAUCAAUAUUCAAGCUAAGAAGAUUUAAAUCUUGCCAAAUUGUGCAUAUCAUUUGUGUCAAUAGAAAGGGUAAAACAAUUGAAUUGAUUUGUGUGUGUGUGUCGACAAACGUCAUGCCACCCCUGCAUUAGUCAGUGCCAGAUGGCCACCCCAAUUAAAACAUUUCUGGACACACCCAGGCGUGGUAGAGUUGUCGUCUCUCAACCAGAGGGUUUGAUCCCCAGUACCUGGAGCAAAAUGUCCACGUGUCCUUGGGCAAGACACUCAACCCCCGAAUUGCUCCCGCU
Labrus bergylta (ballan wrasse) is the source of this 2150-nucleotide messenger RNA. RefSeq names its product membrane-spanning 4-domains subfamily A member 4A-like. Gene Ontology annotation, cellular component: membrane. The record is from RefSeq and is a predicted model, not a curated record. Lineage: Eukaryota; Metazoa; Chordata; Actinopteri; Labriformes; Labridae.